AUGCUCUCCCGGUCCAUCUCCCUCCAGUCGCAAGCUCUCCGAGCUGCGACGAGGCGUCCUGCCUUUUCCGGCCAUGCCCGCCUCCUCUCCUCCACCGCGGCCCGACGCGCCAACGACCAGCUGAACAAGGUCUCGGCCAACAUCACCCAGCCCAAGUCCCAGGGCGCCUCCCAGGCCAUGCUCUACGCCACCGGCCUCACCGAGGAGGACAUGAACAAGGCCCAGGUCGGCAUCUCGUCCGUCUGGUACGAGGGCAACCCCUGCAACAUGCACCUGCUCGACCUGUCCAACAUAGUCCGCCAGUCGGUCAAGGACGUCGGCCUGAUCCCCUACCAGUUCAACACCAUCGGCGUCUCGGACGGCAUCAGCAUGGGCACCAAGGGCAUGCGCUACUCGCUGCAGUCGCGCGAGAUUAUUGCCGACUCCAUCGAGACCGUCAUGAACGGCCAGUGGUACGACGCCAACGUCUCCUUGCCCGGCUGCGACAAGAACAUGCCCGGCGUCGCCAUCGCCAUGGGCCGCGUCAACCGCCCCAGCAUCAUGGUCUACGGCGGCACCAUCCAGCCCGGCUGCAGCAAGAGCGGCGAGUCCAUCGACAUCGUCUCCGCCUUCCAGGCCUACGGCCAGUACAUCACCGGCGAGAUCACCGAGGAGCAGCGCUUCGACAUCAUCCGCAACGCCUGCCCCGGCAGCGGCGCCUGCGGCGGCAUGUACACCGCCAACACCAUGGCCACCGCCAUCGAGACCCUCGGCAUGACCAUGCCCGGCAGCAGCAGCAGCCCCGCCGAGGACGCGAGCAAGCGCGCCGAGUGCGAGGGCAUCGGCGCCGCCAUCAAGAACAUCCUCCGCGAGGACAUCCGCCCCCGCGACAUCAUGACCCGCCAGGCCUUUGAGAACGCCAUGAUCGUCGUCAACAUCCUCGGCGGCAGCACCAACGCCGUCCUCCACCUGCUCGCCAUCGCCGACUCGGUCGGCAUCAAGCUCACCAUCGACGACUUCCAGGCCGUCUCCGACCGCACCCCCUUCCUCGCCGACCUGAAGCCCUCGGGCAAGUACGUCAUGGCCGACAUGCACCGCAUCGGCGGCACGCCCGGCCUGCUCAAGUUCCUCAUCCAGGAGGGCCUCAUCGACGGCUCCGGCAUCACCGUCACCGGAAAGACCAUGAAGGAGAACGUCGAGAACAUGCCCUCCUUCCCGGCCGACCAGCAGAUCAUCCGCCCCUUCAGCAACCCCAUCAAGCCCACGGGCCACAUCCAGAUCCUGCGCGGCCAGCUCGCGCCCGGCGGCUCCGUCGGCAAGAUCACCGGCAAGGAGGGCCUGCGGUUCGAGGGCAAGGCGCGCGUGUUCGACGAGGAGGACGCCUUCAUCGCGGCGCUCGAGCGCGACGAGAUCAAGAAGGGCGAGAAGACGGUCGUCAUCAUCCGCUACGAGGGCCCCAAGGGCGGCCCCGGCAUGCCCGAGAUGCUCAAGCCCAGCUCCGCCAUCAUGGGCGCCGGCCUCGGCCAGGACGUCGCCCUGCUGACCGAUGGCCGCUUCUCCGGCGGCAGCCACGGCUUCCUCAUCGGCCACAUCGUGCCCGAGGCCAUGGAGGGCGGGCCCAUCGGCCUCGUCCGCGACGGCGACGUCAUCACCAUCGACGCCGAGAAGCGCGUCAUCGACACCAACGUCUCGGACGAGGAGAUGGCCAGGCGCAGGGCCGAGUGGAAGGCGCCCCCGAUCAAGUACAGCAAGGGUACGCUCAAGAAGUACUCGGCCCUCGUCAGCAACGCCAGCUUGGGAUGUGUGACGGACGGCAGCAUCUAA
Messenger RNA from Colletotrichum graminicola M1.001, 1803 nucleotides. Its product is annotated as dihydroxy-acid dehydratase. Gene Ontology annotation, biological process: branched-chain amino acid biosynthetic process. The record is from RefSeq and is a predicted model, not a curated record. Lineage: Eukaryota; Fungi; Ascomycota; Sordariomycetes; Glomerellales; Glomerellaceae. Gene Ontology annotation, molecular function: dihydroxy-acid dehydratase activity. Gene Ontology annotation, cellular component: mitochondrion. The transcript has 2 exons. Bases 1 to 1803 code for a protein of 600 amino acids.